AUGGCUACUAUCCGUAGUAGUUCUUCAUUGUAUUUGAUAUUCGUCGAUUAUUUUUCUCAUUGUAUCCUGCGUCAGUUAUUUACAGCAGUAAUAAUGCCACCAAAAUCAGCAGCAAAAGAAAAAGAUCCUAAUGCACCGAAAAAACCACUAUCACCAUAUUUCUUAUUUCAAGCAGAUACCAGACCAAAAAUAAAAGCUGAAAAUCCAAGCAUGGCAUUUGGUGAUCUCGCUAAAGCAAUCGGUAGUGAGUGGAAAAGUGUGAAACCGGAGAUGAAAAAACAUUAUGAAAAACUUGCUGAAAAAGAAAAAGCACGUUAUGAAAAAGAGAUGAUUGCGUAUAAAAAUGGUACAUAUCAAGCAUCGGCUAGUAAUGGUUCCGCUUCGACAAAGAAAAAACCUGUUGCAAAUGGCAAAGCACCAGCGAAAAAAGGUGCUUCAGCCGCUAAUGGCGAAGAAGACAAUGAUUCGGAAUUAGACGAUGAAAGUGACGGAGAUGACGAAGAAGAAUAA
Didymodactylos carnosus is the source of this 510-nucleotide messenger RNA. The record is from the annotation of a GenBank genome assembly. NCBI's taxonomy places the organism in Eukaryota, Metazoa, Rotifera, Eurotatoria, Philodinida, Philodinidae.